AUGGCUACGAGUGCAUUGCAUUUGAAGUUUGGCGGAGCACCUGCCGGUCCAGCCGGUACCGGUAAAACGGAAACCACCAAAGAUUUGGCCAAAGCUUUUGCCAUACAGUGCGUCGUAUUUAACUGUUCCGAUCAGCUGGAUUUUAUGGCGAUGGGGAAAUUCUUUAAGGGUUUAGCAAGCUCUGGCGCUUGGGCGUGUUUCGACGAAUUUAACCGAAUUGAUAUUGAAGUUUUGUCUGUAGUUGCCCAGCAAAUUACAACGAUUCAGAAGGCACAGCAAGCGAGACUGGACAGGAUAUUUGAUGGUAUAUCAAUAAUUAUUCUAAAACAAAUACAAGAUAAAAUAGCUCAACCAAUUGCAUACAUUACAAAUCUUUCAGUAAACUCUGGUUUGUAUCCUGAUUGCCUAAAGAUUGCUUCAGUUGUUCCUAUAUAUAAAAAAGGCUGCCAGGAUAGCAAAGAGAAUUACAGGCCGAUUUCAGUACUCUGUGCAUUAUCAAAAAUUAUCGAAAAAAUAAUAUACAAUAGAAUGGUAGAUUUUCUAAAUAAGUAUAACCUAAUAACUGACUCACAACACGGUUUCAGAAAAAACUUUUCAACUGAAACAGCAGCCAUUCAGCUUAUGCAGUUUGUUUUUGAUGAACUGGAUAAGGGUAAACAUGUUAUGGGUCUAUUUUAUGACCUUAGUAAGGCUUUUGACACAAUAAAUGCAAGCUUCCUUAUAGAAAAAUUAUCUAAAAUUGGAUUUAGAGGUAAAAUUUUGGAAUGGUUGCGAUCAUAUGUGUUAAAUAGGCAGUUUAAAGUUAAAGUUAACCAUUCCUUAUCUGAAAACUUUAAAAAUGAUCUAGGUGUUCCUCAGGGUUCGGUUCUAGGUCCUCUUUUAUUUUCAAUUUAUAUAAAUGACUUACCUAAAUUUAUUAUGGGUAAACUUACAAUGUAUGCCGAUGAUACAUCGGUUGUGGUAUCAGCACCGAAUCCUGAGAAACUUAAACAAUAUGUUGAUGAGGUUAACAACCGUUUUAAAAAAUGGUGCACCCGAAAUCGUCUUAUUUUAAAUUCUGAAAAAACUGAAUAUUUAUACUUCUCUCUCCGUUUAAGUGGAUUGAGUAACCUUAAUAACCUUAAUUUAAAAAUAUCGAAAAAGGUGAAAUUUUUGGGGCUAAUAGUGGAUGCUCAGAUAAACUGGGAUAACCAUAUAGAUAACCUUUGCCAAAAACUAAGCGCUUCAAACUUUGCCUUAAUGACACUAAACAACAGUCUAUCUUAUACAUCACUCUUAAAUGCCUAUUAUGGACUUUUUUACUCGCACAUAUCUUAUAAUAUAAUUUUUUGGGGAAAAGGAACAUCAGCAAAUAGAGUAUUUAUUAUGCAAAAGCGCGCAAUCCGAAUAAUGUUUAACCUACCUGCUUGGUCUGCUGAAAAUAUUGCAGCAGUUAGUGAAAGUGUUGAACAUAAUUCUUCCACCUCGAUUCGCCACCGUUCCCAGCAAUUGAGACUCUCUCGAAGCAGUUUACAGCGAAUUUUGGCCAAAGACCUGCAUUUUCAUGCACAGCAGACCAUGCACAGCAACGAAACCAUGAAAUUCUUGAGGACAAAAUGUGAAGGCAGAGUUAUCUCGCGCCGCGAGGAUGUGAUGUGGCCAGGCCGACCAUGCGAUUUGACGCCGUUAGAUUUCUUUCUUUGGGGAUUUUUGAAGGAAAAGGUUUAUGCUAAUAUCCCAAGAACAGUUCCAAAACUAAAACAUGAGAUUCGACGGGUCAUUGAUGAAAUUGAGCCUGCACUAUGCCAAAAUGUAAUCGAAACUUUUGUCAUAAGAAUCAACGUGUUUUCCUUCGAAGGCUGCGAAAUAGCCCUGAAGGAAUCCUGCGCCGUUUUCAUAACGAUGAACCCCGGCUACGCCGGACGUACCGAGCUCCCUGACAACUUGAAGGCGCUCUUCAGACCGGUGUCGAUGAUGGUGCCGAAUUACACGCUGAUCGCCGAAAUAUCGCUCUUUUCCUUCGGCUUCGGCAACGCGAAAAACAUGGCCAACAAGAUCACCACCACGUUCAAGCUCAGCAGCGAGCAGCUCAGCAGCCAGGAUCACUACGAUUUUGGUAUGAGAGCUGUAAAAACCGUCAUUGCAGUCGCUGGAAAUUUGAAGAGAGAACGCCCGAAUAUGGAUGAGAGACAGAUCGUUCUAAGAGCUCUAAGAGAUGUUAAUGUUCCCAAAUUUUUGAGAGACGAUUUGAAACUGUUUAACGGUAUUGUUUCCGAUCUAUUUCCCAGAAUGGUUGAAGAAGCAGUCGAUUACGGUAUUUUGGAAAAAUCUAUAAGAAAUUCUUGCACAGUUUUGGGAUUUGAGGAUGUUGACGCCGUGGCUUGUGAUUUCAAUAAUAUUGUAACAAGAAACGACAAAGGCGUAAAUAUUAAUUUUCUUUUGUUAAUUCUAGAUUAUGUUAAAAAAGUUAUUCAGCUGUACGAAACAACUGUUGUAAGACACGGACUUAUGUUGGUUGGCCCUACUGGUUCGGGCAAAACAAAGGCUGCUGUUGGUGAAUCGUUUGGGAAUGUUCUUGAUCAAUUGAUAGAAGCAAUGUCUGAAUGUUCCGCCUGCCAUCGCAUACAGCAAAAAAUUUAUGCUGAAAUUCGUGUAGUACAUCAGCAUCGUGAACUGCUGUAUGCACCACAGCCACUCUGCUGGUUUGUGAUUAAAAAUGUGCAUGUAAUCUAUGUAGAGACGAACGCAAUAACUAAAAAUAAAUAA
This is a messenger RNA of Brassicogethes aeneus, 2745 nucleotides long. The record is from the annotation of a GenBank genome assembly. Lineage: Eukaryota; Metazoa; Arthropoda; Insecta; Coleoptera; Nitidulidae.